Paramecium sonneborni is the source of this 1495-nucleotide messenger RNA. Lineage: Eukaryota; Ciliophora; Oligohymenophorea; Peniculida; Parameciidae. The record is from the annotation of a GenBank genome assembly.
CCACAAUUAAUGACUCUUUCGAUAACUAUUUCUCAAUAAAUUAAAGCUUAUAAUCUAGCAGCAUGUCCAACAUUACCAGAAUUUAUGGAAACAGCAUACAAAACUUAGAAGUCUUUGAAAAAGAAUGAGCAAUUUAGAAAGCGUAUUGAAGUUAUUUAAGGGUUUGAAUUUAAUACAGCUUCAACUUAGAUUGAAGAAAGCAAUGAUUAAUAGUAUAUUAUAGCAUCAGGACUUUAUGCCCCUUCAAUAAAGAUUUUUGAAACAUCAUAAUUAUCAAUGAAAUGUAGUAGAGGUCUUGAUUCAGAAAUAGUUAAAUUUUGUUUAUUAGGAGAUGAUUACAAAAAAAUUGCUAUGGUCUGUGAAGAUCGAAAUGUGGAAUUACAUGCUCAAUAUGGUAAACAUUUUAAACUUAGAGUUCCUAAAUAACCAACUGAUAUGGUAUUAUUAUGUAUUAAUAUGAUAUUAGAUAUAUAAUCCUUAUAAUUGUAAUUUAUUGGUGUCUUCUUAGAAUGAAGAUAUCACCAGAUUAAAUUUAGAACUUGGAUCAUUUGUAGAAUCAUACAAUAUUUAAUAAGAGACAGGAGUUAAUUGUUUAUGUAUGCAUGAUUAGUUGUAAUUGGGAUUAGUGGGUGGCAAUAAAUAACUUAGUGUUAUUGAUUUUAGAUCUGAUUAGGUUGUUCAAUAGUUAGGAGUUAGUGAUAUUACUAGUUUAGCUACUUAAAAUCUUUAGGUUGCUUUAGGAACAAAGGAAGGAUAGAUUAAAUUAUUUGAUUUGAGAAAACAUAUACCAAUUCAUAUCUAUUAACAUUAAUAUCGGUUACCUAUUAAAAAGAUUGUUAUGAAUGAUGAUAUGAUUGUUUCUUGUGAUGCAAAAAUAUUAAAAUUUUGGAAGGCUAAUCGUUUAUUCACUAAUAUUGAACCAUAAAAUGAGAUAAAUUCAUUUACAUGGAUUAAGAACUCUGGAAUGUUUUUAUUAGCAUUAGAAUAACCAAGAAUGGGAAUUUAUUUUAUUCCAUAAUUAAAUUCAGCUCCUAAAUGGUGUCCAUUCUUAGAUAAUUUAACUGAAGAAAUGGAAGAAGAAGAAUAGUAGACAGUUUAUGAUGAAUAUAAAUUUUUAUCAUAUGAAGAAUUGGAAAGAUUAGAAGCUUUACAUUUAUUGGAAACUGCAAUGUUAAAACCUUAUUCUCAUGGAUAUUUAAUUCAUUUGAAAUUAUAUUUGAAAUUAAGAUAAUAAAAAGGUCUUGAUUUUGAUGACUAUAAAUAAAAAAGAAUUUAAUAAAAUUAUGAGAAAUAAUUAGAGGCUGAAAGAGUUAGUAAAGGUUAUGUGAUACCUGAUGAACCUGAAAUUGAAUAACCUAUAAAGUAGAUUGAUCCAAGAUUUUAGAAAAUGUUAAAAGAUAAUGAUUUUACAGUUGAUAAGAAAUCUGAAGCUUGGAAGAGAGCUCAUCCAAGUGAAAUGGGAAUUAAGAAAUAAAUAAAUAAAAAGAAGAGAUGA